AUAACGUCGACUCGUUACUAGUUCUGUUAGCUUAGCUGCUCAGAGUGACUCUGUUCGAGGCCGCAGUUACACCCGUUAUUGCUGUGUGAAGUUAUUUUUGGGAGAGAAAGAAAAAUGUUCGGCACAGUCAGCCGUCAGCUCAAAAACCACCCCGCUUUGAUCCCCCUGUUCAUCUUUAUCGGAGGUGGCUGUACGAUGUCUCUGACUUACUUGGCUAGACUGGCUCUCCGUAACCCCGACGUCAGCUGGGACAGAACAAACAACCCCGAACCCUGGAACAAACUAGGGCCCAAUGACCAGUACAAGCUAUUCGCCGUGAACAUGGACUACAGCAAGCUGAAGAAGGAUCGUCCUGACUUCUAAGUCCACAGAUUUCUGGAGAAGCCUCCCUCUCUCGCACUGCUGGACCAAAGGCGUGAGAAAAAUAAAAAUGAAAGAAGCAAUCUUUGCAUUUUUUCCCCUCCAGCAUCCUCCGACCCAACUUGAGGAAAGAGCCUAAACCGCACAAUUCUGGCACUUGUCAUUUGCCAAGAUCGUUUUUAUAAUUUAUGUGUUAAUUUUUCUGCCUGUGUUUUAUUUUAUUUUUUUCCUCAUUCUUCGUGGGCGUCCACAGCAACAUAAUAAAGGAGGCUUAAUCUCCCCUGUACAGAGAA
Messenger RNA from Clarias gariepinus (North African catfish), 653 nucleotides. RefSeq names its product NDUFA4 mitochondrial complex associated a (gene coxfa4a). The coding region runs from base 115 to 363 and encodes 82 amino acids. NCBI's taxonomy places the organism in Eukaryota, Metazoa, Chordata, Actinopteri, Siluriformes, Clariidae. The transcript is spliced from 4 exons. The record is from RefSeq and is a predicted model, not a curated record.